Molecule: messenger RNA, 1686 nt
Organism: Gossypium raimondii (Peruvian cotton)
Lineage: Eukaryota; Viridiplantae; Streptophyta; Magnoliopsida; Malvales; Malvaceae
Product: COP9 signalosome complex subunit 4
Exons: 14
Coding region: 195-1388 (397 amino acids)
Cellular component (GO): cytosol; COP9 signalosome
Source: RefSeq, a predicted model, not a curated record
CAAAGAGUGCGCCGUCCCAAACUGGAACUCAGAAUCAGAAAGCAAUUUACAUUAGAAAAAUAAAGGAAGCAGAGAGCAAAACGAAAAUCACCAUAAAGCAGUAAACAUUCGAGCACGUUAUAUCUGAAAACAAAACGGAGGAGUAAACUUAGGGUUUAGGGUUUCGAAGAUUUUGAAGCAGCGAUCGGGAGCCAAUGGAGAGUGCAUUAGCAAACGCCUCGGCGAUCGUAGACCAGAGGCAAAAAAUCGAACAAUACAAACACAUUCUAUCAACGGUUUUAUCAUCAAAUGAUAUCCUUCAAGCCAAGAAAUUUAUCGACCAUAUGUUAUCGGAUGAUGUUCCAUUGGUGGUAUCAAGGCAGCUUUUACAAACGUUCACACAAGAAUUGGGGAGAUUGGAGGCAGAGUUACAAAAGGAAAUUACUCAUUACAUCCUUGAUCAGAUUCACCCUCGUGUAGUUUCAUUCGAAGAACAGGUAUUGAUUAUCCGAGAGAAACUUGCCGAGUUGUAUGAGUCAGAGCAGCAGUGGUCAAAGGCAGCGCAGAUGCUAAGUGGGAUUGAUUUAGACUCUGGAAUGAGGAUCAUUGAUGACACAUUCAGAUUGUCGAAAUGUGUCCAAAUUGCUCGUCUAUAUCUUGAGGAUGAUGAUGCUGUUAACGCAGAAGCUUUUAUUAAUAAAGCUUCAUUUUUGGUUAGCAACAGUCAGCAUGAAGUAUUAAUUUUACAGUACAAGGUCUGUUACGCAAGGAUUUUGGAUUUAAAGAGGAAGUUCUUGGAAGCAGCACUCCGAUACUAUGACAUAUCUCAAAUUGAGAAGCGACAAAUAGGAGAUGAAACAAUUGAUGAGGAUGCACUGGAGCAAGCUCUAUCUGCUGCUGUAACAUGUACAAUAUUAGCUGCCGCAGGUCCUCAACGCUCUCGUGUUCUUGCCACCCUUUACAAGGAUGAACGGUGCUCCAAGCUGAAGAUUUAUCCGAUAUUACAAAAGGUUUAUUUGGAGAGAAUAUUAAGAAAACCUGAAAUUGAUGCAUUUUCUGAAGAACUGAAACCACAUCAGAAAGCACUGCUUCCUGAUAAUUAUACUGUGCUGGACCGUGCCAUAAUAGAGCAUAAUCUUCUGAGUGCUAGCAAACUGUACACAAAUAUACGUUUUGAUGAGUUGGGUACUUUGCUGGGCAUUCCUCCUCAUAAGGCUGAGAAGAUAGCCUCAAGAAUGAUUUGUGAAGAUAGAAUGAGGGGAUCAAUCGACCAGGUGGAAGCUGUUAUACAGUUUGAAGAUGACACUGAAGAACUCCAACAAUGGGAUCAACAGAUAGUUGGUGUGUGUCAAGCUCUUAACGAUAUACUUGAUAGCAUGGCCAAGAAGGGCAUGGAAGUUCCCAUCUAAUCCUGACCAGUCGGUACACUGUUCGAGAACAAAGAAACUUAGAAGAGAAUUUGCCUUAGCCAUUUCGCCCAGAUGCAUAAAAGAACCCUGUUCAACCAUUCUUAUUUAUUGCAUAUUUUAGUUCUCGAGAUUUAGUUUUGUAACUGCAAUAUUGUCUGUUAGGCAGGAAGAUAUGGGAUUCUGGAUCAAAUUUAAAAUCCUGUAAUUAUUUUCUUUUAAUUUUUUCAGUUGUUUAUUAGGAAAGGUGUUUCAUUAAUCAGUUAUGAUAUGCCCAAAUCAAUCCGAGGUUUACCAUAAA